UCUAUGAUCGCAUGACGAAAGAGACUUUCCAAAAGUUGGUACCAUCAAGGACUGCACAUGUGAUGAAGGAACUUAAACAUCCAUUCGACUCUGAAGAACCAGCAGCAGUUGAACCGAAGCUGAUGUGCGAAUAUGCAGCAAAGUAUUUUCGAGACAUCUUGACAUCACGACGUCCGAAAGAGGGAGCAGACACCAAUCUGGCUCUGAACACAGAUCACUGGGAGGAUACAAAAAACAGGCUCCCCACCCACGCGAGGCUGGAUAUGGACAGACCGGUUACGGAGGAGGAAGCCUUGCGAGCUCUCAAGGCCAUGGCAAAAGGGAAAACGUCAGGUAACGAUGGUCUUCCCACAGAGUUCUACCGGAAACAUUGGGAUGUAUUUGGACAAGAUCUAGUGGAGAUCUACAAUGAGAUUUUGAUUGGGGAGAACCUUCCGACUAGCGCCUGCAAAGGUAUCAUCUCCAUUCUAUACAAGAAGGGGGAUAUGAACGAAAUAAGGAAUUGGCGCCCUAUUUCGUUGUUGAAUGUAUCCUACAAGAUCUUGGCUAAGUUGUUAGCCAGAAGGUUGGGUAAGUACCUGCCGCUCCUGGUAGGGGAUGAUCAGGCGGCCUUUGUUAGAGGCCUUUCAAUAUUUGAUAAUAUUGUUACGGCAAUUGAAGUGUUAGAGGUGGUAGGGAAGAAGGAGCUUGAUGUGGAGGCCGAUCGGAAAGAAGACCCAGACUGUAAUCAGGAGGAAAACGACACGUUUUCUCUGGCGUCCGUUUGCAGAGGAAGAGGAAGGAGUGAUGUCGAGGGUCGCUUGGGAGUUGGUAUGCAACCCGAAGGUGGAGGGGGGGUUGGGGCAAUGUUAGCACGCUGGGUACUGAGGGCAAUAUGCACAAAAGGGAAUGCGCACUGGAUCAGCCUAGGCGAAAGGAUUCUGAGAGAAGAAUGGGAACUGUCGAGGACAGAGGAUGUUUGGGCAUGUGUAUGGGUGGAGUCCUACCUCCAAAGGAGAAUAGCUUCGGAAUUUUGGGCAGCAGUCCUACAGGCACGGAAGGAAGUCAAACCGGAUAUGACAGUGCAACCUGUUACCAAGGAGGAGGUUUUGUCUCAGAUCAUCUUUGAGAACCAGUAUAUCAGGAAAGCGGAUGGGCUCAGGUUUAUGGCUGAUACGGCGACGAAAAGCUUUGGAAGGAGCUGGAUAUCCAAAGGAGUGGUGAGGGUAAGAGAUCUAUGGAAUACAGUGGAGGGGAGAUGGUACUCAGAGAGUGAGAUGAAGACGACCCUGAAGAACUGCAAAGGAAUGGGGGAUAAGUGUCAGGCCAUUAUCUCGGCUCUGCCUUUGGACUGGGUAAGACUGCUGAGCCCGGAAGGGGUGAACCCACCAGGCACAUGGUACCGGGUACAGAACUCGACGGGAGAAACAAGUUACCUGAAGUUGCUGGAGCUCCCAGUGAAUGGAGGCAGGACAUUUCAACAGUGGAAACAUCAACAGGAUUCAGCAUCCAGUCUCCAAUUAGAGGAAGACUCGAAGGUGAGGGUGACAGUCCCGGGGGGCCCGAUAUCAGAGGUGCGAGUUAUUGAGAAGGUCGAUGAACGAGGUAACUGGACGGUGGAGCUCUGGGAAGGAGGAACGCCAAUCUCUCAGUUGAGAGCCGACCCAAAGCAGUGGGCAUGGCGAGGCAGAGGCGUACAAGGGAAUAAUCUAUCUCUGGGGGAGUACACUCUAAACGUGGGCUAUGAGGUACAAGGAAAAGGGCAAACCCCGCUAAUGAUCGCCAUAGGGCGAUGGAGACAGCUUAAUGUGGCUGAGGAGGAGAAAGUAGGGGCGGCUUUGAAGAGGUGCUGGGCUCAACUAGAAAACGCCCCGAUCCCGAGAGCAGCGGCAAUAUUAUGGCUGGCCUCACUACUGGCUACCACGUCGGCAGUCUGGCUUUUGUCCCGGGGCUUAAACAUUGACCCGCAAUGCAAAAGAUGUCUGUGGAGCUUCGAGUCAACAAUGCAUAUCUGGUGGGACUGCCCGGCCUCGGCCAGGAUUUGGUCCUGGUGGGCCGAGCACUGGGAAACUAUCUCAGGAGGUGCAAUGAAAUGGAACAGAGAAUGGGUUCUGUUGGGGGGUACUCCUGAACAUCUCCAGCUACACAGAGGCUGGGGGUAUGUCGCGCAGGCUUUCAGGGCAAUAGGGUUCUGGAUCAUUUGGACGGAACAGAAUAGAACGCUGUUUCAGGGGAAGGUAAUGCCGGACCCGGAAAUCAAGGCUACAUUUAAGGCAAUGACACGGAGAGCCAUUAUGGCAGAUUGGAAAAGGAAGGUGGUGAAGGGCGCGGGGUACAGAAAAGGAAAAAGAUGGUUCAAUGAAACGUGGGCUGCGAACGCAAAGUUGGUUAGGAUUGAUGACAGGGGAAAGGUGAAAUUUGGGGAAUGGCUAGUUAGUUAGUUGAAUGCAGUGUGCUCGACUUC
Molecule: messenger RNA, 2443 nt
Organism: Chara braunii
Lineage: Eukaryota; Viridiplantae; Streptophyta; Charophyceae; Charales; Characeae
Source: the annotation of a GenBank genome assembly